Aspergillus costaricaensis CBS 115574 is the source of this 1188-nucleotide messenger RNA. RefSeq names its product ribonuclease H2 catalytic subunit RNH201. Gene Ontology annotation, cellular component: ribonuclease H2 complex. Gene Ontology annotation, molecular function: RNA binding; RNA-DNA hybrid ribonuclease activity. The coding region runs from base 65 to 1126 and encodes 353 amino acids. The transcript has a single exon. NCBI's taxonomy places the organism in Eukaryota, Fungi, Ascomycota, Eurotiomycetes, Eurotiales, Aspergillaceae. The record is from RefSeq and is a predicted model, not a curated record. Gene Ontology annotation, biological process: DNA replication, removal of RNA primer; mismatch repair.
CACUUUUCUUUCCCUUUCGUUCGCUUAUCGUGAUCGCAAAGUCCCGCCUGGAACCAACACAAUCAUGGGCGAUUCAGCAGACAACUCCACUGGCCCUCCCCCCGGGGAGUCUCCCGUUACUGCAACAGGCCUCUUCAUCCCUCCAAGUAUAGAUCACUCUCGGCUCUUCGCCGGGGAGUCCUAUGCUUACUAUUCACCUUGUCCUCCUAUCAUUGCAACCUCCAAAGGCACUGAAACUGCUACGAGCUCUUCACCAAAUCACCUUGUCUUGGGCGUAGACGAGGCCGGACGCGGUCCAGUUCUAGGCCCCAUGGUCUACAGCGCUUUCUACUUGCCCCAAGAUCUGCACCAUUCCCUCUUGACUCGUGAUUACAGCUUCAACGACAGCAAAGUUCUCACGCCCGGCGUGCGCGCUAACCUCAUGAAGCUACUAUGCACCCCGGGAAAUCCCUUACACGAAUCCUGCGGAUGGGCCGUGAAGCUACUAUCAGCGCGUGACAUCUCGUCCGGUAUGAUGCGGCCUGGAGCGGGAGCUUAUAACCUGAAUGCGCAGGCAAUGGAUGCUACAAUUGAACUCAUCCGUGGGAUCAUUGAGGAUCGCAACAUGGAUGUUCGAGAGGUCUACAUCGAUACGAUUGGAAACCCCGCAACCUACCAACAGAAACUCGAAAAGAUAUUCCCAUCACUCAGAAUCACCGUGGCGAAGAAGGCCGACUCGUUAUAUCCGUGCGUGAGUGCUGCAAGUGUUGCUGCCAAAGUCACCAGAGACGUCGCAUUGGAUCUCUGUCAUCAGGCUAUAUAUGAAGACGUCCAUGCGGAAGAUGCAUCAGAGGCGGUGAUGCCACAGAGUUGGGGAAGCGGCUAUCCCUCUGACUCAAAGUGUGCCAAUUGGUUGAAGAAAAACAUGGAUCCGAUCUUCGGAUGGGGUAACGAAUGCCGAUUCAGUUGGGGCACCGCAAAAGAGUUGCUCGAAUUGAAGGGAAGGCCAAAGGUCGACUGGCCUGGAGAAGAGGAAGAAAAUACGCAGCUCAGGGACUUCCUCUUAUCUUCAACCAGUAACACUACUAAAGCUCAGCACGAGCUGCUGGAAUGGUACGGGUCAAGGUCCACUGAGGUCCUUUCUUAGCCAAACAUGAGUUUAUCCUACAUCACACGCAGAUGCGGAGGUGACGAUAAUAAUGACCAAAU